ACCAAAAGUCUUGUCUUCUCUACUCCUACCAUUUUUUUUUUGUCUAUUCUUCAUUCUGCCCCUCUCUUCAUUCUCUUUGCAUUUUGAGAUAUUCAAAACUUUUUGUGUGGUUUUUGAAGAUGGGGCAACAAUCUUUGAUCUACAGCUUUGUGGCUCGAGGCACCAUGAUUCUUGCUGAGUACACUGAAUUUUCUGGGAACUUCACCACCAUUGCCUCUCAAUGCCUGCAGAAGCUUCCUUCUACAAACAACAGAUUCACCUACAAUUGUGAUGGCCACACUUUCAAUUAUCUUGUUGAAAGUGGAUUCACCUACUGUGUGGUGGCUGUUGAAUCUGCUGGUAGACAGCUUCCUAUUGCUUUUCUGGAACGUGUGAAGGAAGAAUUCAGCAAAAAAUAUGGUGCAGGAAAAGCUGCAACUGCUUCUGCUAAGAGCCUAAACAGAGAAUUUGGGCCAAAACUGAAACAGCAAAUGCAAUACUGUGUUGAUCAUCCUGAAGAGAUCAACAAACUUGCCAAAGUGAAGGCUCAAGUUUCUGAAGUGAAGGGUGUGAUGAUGGAAAACAUCGAGAAGGUGCUUGAUCGAGGAGAAAAGAUUGAGAUGUUGGUGGAUAAGACUGACAGUCUUCGCUCACAGGCACAAGACUUUAGAACACAGGGCACAAAGGUUAAAAGGAGAUGUGGGUUCAAAAUAUGAAGAUCAAAUUGAUUGUUUUUGGCAUCGUCUUAGCAUUAAUUUUGAUCAUGUUUAUGUCAAUAUGUCGUGGCAUCAGCUGCUUAC
Vigna umbellata (rice bean) is the source of this 779-nucleotide messenger RNA. The record is from RefSeq and is a predicted model, not a curated record. NCBI's taxonomy places the organism in Eukaryota, Viridiplantae, Streptophyta, Magnoliopsida, Fabales, Fabaceae.